Strongylus vulgaris is the source of this 2225-nucleotide messenger RNA. NCBI's taxonomy places the organism in Eukaryota, Metazoa, Nematoda, Chromadorea, Rhabditida, Strongylidae. The record is from the annotation of a GenBank genome assembly.
AUGGCUGAGCGUCUCCUUGGAUCAAAAAAGUACAAGAAGGUUGUGGAAAUUGGCAAUGCUGCUGAGGAGAAUUUCGAGAGAUUGAAGCAGGAACAAAUUAUUAAAGUGUUGCCAACUGAGAUGAAAGAGGUGAUGUUCUACCCGAAACAUGCAGGUGAAGGCGUGAAUUUCUGCGUUGUUUGUGGGAAACAAGGAGAGUAUCGACUCUACGAACAUCUCAGUAGAGCGCAUAGUGAUCGUUUUCAGAGAGACUCGUUGGAGUUCAAGAUAGCUGAGCAGCUAGGGAGGGGAAUAACGCAAUUUAUGGGUACAGCAAAGAUUCACCUCUCGCAGGUGCACAAGCCUGUAACUGCAGGGGAAUGGAAAAUAUAUCGCGACUUCGAGCGGCAAAUUAUAAACUGCGGAAUACCAACUGAUGGCGUGCAUCGUCAGCUCGAAGAGUUAGGAGUACCUGUUCCACCACCGGCCCUGAUGAGAAAGGAGGAGCAGGAAGAGAUAGGAGAAAUUGAUGCAGCUGCUCUUCGUCAAGCUCCGGUGCUGCAACGUAUGGCGGUAUCGCCGCCGACUGGCCCCGUAGAAGCGCUUCCUGUUCAUGUACAACGGCAGCCGCAAAUUGCAGAAGAGGGGCUUCAAGAAGAACCCUGUAUGGGCGAAGGACCGUCAACGCUGCCUCCUGUGCAACCUGUCAAAUUUGCAGGAGAGCACAUUCCGCGCCAUCUACUAUACACAUGCCUCUAUGACGAACUCUAUGAAGAAGAGGGGCUUCAAGAAGAACCCUGUAUGGGCAAAGGACUGUCAACGCUGCCUCCUGUGCAACCUGUCACAUUUGCAGGAGAGCACAUUCCGCGCCAUCUGCUGUACACAUGCCUCUAUGACGAACUCUAUGAAGGUGGAUCUCAUGUGCCAAACGUGUUUCGAAAACAACCAAUGUAUGAUUACAUAUUCCAUCAUGAGUUGGACGCGUUCGACAGGAAUUACUACAUGGAAAAAUACACUAUUCCGGCCACACAAAGAGAGGGAGCAUGGGGACGUUUAGACGAAAACCUGAAGUUUUGGCGCAGGUUGAAAAGCAAUUCGCAUCCUUUGCUGCAACAGUUUGCCGCAAAUAUUCGCGAAUCAUUGCCCGAGUACAUUCCUUACGUGGAGCGAUUUAUGAUUGUUGCUAUGAGAGCACGCCAGAGAAUGAGACAGGUAGUAACGGUAGAUGAUGUCAUUUACUCCUCCGAAAUCAUCGUUAUGUAUAUGCAUCGUCUCAAGACGGAAGGUGCAACCGUUGGUAGGAAGAUACUGCUUCACCAUAUUGCAUUGCUCAAUGCUGAGGAGAGGCAGAUGUCCUCGUUAAGGGGCACUGCGCCGGAUAGCGCAUACCCUUCAAGAGAAGGCGAGUUGUACUGCGUUGCUCGAGCUAUUGUUGACCAUGCGGAUAUUGAAAAAAGUGUGGAGAAGUUGAUGAGAAUAUUUGACCAAAAAGGAAGAGCCUUGUGGUCAUACAUAGUCCACUGCAACACUGGCCGGAAUGAGUGCAUCUACAAAAUGGUAUAUGGCAGUAUUUUUCCGCCGGAGCCAAAUUGGCAGCUAUCCGCACCCGAAGAGCAAGAGCACUUCUCGUCAGAAGUCCACUUUUCAAGGCCAAUACUUGGUGCUGGACACGAAGUCAAAGCGGUGGUUGGACUACUAUGUGAAGUUACGCGAGUUACGAGGCACGCGAUUGCUGGUCGACAUUACGAGGAAUUCUAUCAGCUAAAGUUGAGAAGCAUUGAGAGUGACGAAGCGAGCGCUGAUCUGGAUUGUGCUCACCUAGCUGGGCACUCACAACAAAUGGAGCUGCAAAGUUAUCAAGAGCGAUAUUUGAUCAGCUGCGUAUUCGGAUACAUAAAGGUGCGUAAGAUGGCGAUGCGAGAAGCAUCAGAAAAUGAGCGCCUCAUCCAAGAAGUAAAGAAGAAAUUUAAGCUGGCAGAUUUGAAAAGAGGACGUAUUAAUCGUCUCGGCAGUUUGGAAGAGGAGAAUCGUCAAAUGGACAAUUCCGAUGACGAAGAAGCAUUGGAGCCCGCGCAAGAGGAAAUCGAAGUUGAAGGCGGGCCAGAAGAGCAAGAAGCUGAGCCAAAUCAUGGUAUAGAUACUGAUUUUGUUUUCUAUGACCUUGUAGGUAGGAAGAAGAGGAAAGACAGCGGAGAAUUAUGCAAAAUAUCACAGGUUCGCCUAUUUCGGUACAGUCGCCUUUAGAA